Messenger RNA from Trichoderma reesei QM6a, 1275 nucleotides. RefSeq lists its product as uncharacterized. The annotation marks the transcript as partial. Gene Ontology annotation, biological process: carnitine biosynthetic process. The record is from RefSeq and is a predicted model, not a curated record. The transcript is spliced from 2 exons. Gene Ontology annotation, cellular component: mitochondrion. Lineage: Eukaryota; Fungi; Ascomycota; Sordariomycetes; Hypocreales; Hypocreaceae. Gene Ontology annotation, molecular function: oxidoreductase activity.
GACAAGCAAGACGGCAGGCGAACGCUGAAGCCCUCGACGCUGCGCGACAGCUGCUCGUGUCCGCGCUGCAGAGACCCGUCGUCUGGCCAAAAGACGUUUUCCUCUGUUGAGAUUCCGGUGGACAUUGGGCUGGAGAGCGUCAAGCCCACGAAGAAGGGUCUGGAGAUUGACAAGGACAAGGACGGCAGCAACAAACACACGAUGCUGCUCCCCUGGGACUCGGUCGACCUGUCCCUCAAGCGCAAGGCAAUGCAGGACAUGACGCUGCCCCGGCCGCGCUCCAUCCUGCGCCGCACAGGCGUCACGUACUGGGACCGACAGCUCCUCACGCAGCACAUCCGGCGCAUCGACUACGCAGCCUUCAUGCAGGACGACAACAACAACAACAAGAGCGAGGCCUUCUGGGACGUCGUCAUCGACCUCUGCCGCCUGGGCAUCGUCUUCCUGCAAAACGUGCCCCGCGACCCCCUGUCCAUCGAACGCAUCACCACCCGCAUCGCCAACAUCAAGGAGACCUUUUACGGCCGCACCUUUGACGUCCGCGCCAAGCCCGACGCCGAAAACGUCGCCUACACAAACGGCUUCCUCGGCCUGCACCAGGACCUGCUGUAUCUCGACCCGCCGCCCAUGAUCCAGGUCCUGCACUGCAUGGACUCGUCGCGCGCCGGCGGCGAGUCGCUCUUUAGCGACGGCGAGCGCGUCGGCCGCCUCCUCUGGCCCUACGUCUCGCGGCAUCGCCUCGCGCCCCUGGCGGAGCACCACGUCCCCUACCAGUAUUCCAAGCACGGCUUCCACUACUUUAGUUCCCGGCGCGUGCUCGAGGGCAACGCCGCGGGCUUCACAAACGUCUUUUGGAGCCCUCCCUUUCAGGGCCGCUAUCUGAGCCCCGUCAAGGACCUCCGCGGCUGGAUCCGCCCCGCGCAGGUCUUCUCCUCGCUCAUUAACCACCCGGAUGCCGUCUACGAGCACAAGAUGGAGCCGGGGGAGUGCGUCCUCUUUGAUAACCUGCGCGUGCUGCACGGCCGCAACGCGUUCAGUGACAAUACUACUACGACGAGCGCGGGGGCGGGCGGCGAGAGGUGGCUCAGGGGCGCGUACAUUGCUGCCGAGGACUUCCUUUCCAGGGCAGCGCAUAUACCAAAGGGGCUGGCGGAGAAGUAUCGCGGCGACGUGCCGUGGACGCCGGGGCUGGCGCAGCAGGAGUUGAGGGCGUCGGCGUGGCAGGACGAUGUUGUGCGGCGGCUCAAGGAGAUUGAUCCUGGUAUUGAGGAGUGA